AUGGCUGCUUCUCUGAAGUUGAUGAUUGCGUGCUUACUCAUGUUUACAUGGUUGUUUUUAGCACAAUCCCAACAAGAUGGGAACUCUGCACCAGAUCGAAGUAUCCCAGACAUUAACAGAAAGGGACUGAAAGAAGUGGUAAGCUAUGCAACUAAUGUUGCUGAGAACGAAAUAGGAGGAAGGAAAAUGGCGGUCCAAAAGGUUAAAGAGCAUGGUGCUGGGACUGGCCAAGCUGCAGGAAAAUGGGGUUCAAAAAUGGAACAUAAACAAAGUGUUGGCCAUUAUUUCUCCCCAGAGGUACAUGAUGUUGACGAUGAUGAUGAAGAUGCUGGUUUUGUAGCUUUCAGUGCCGAUUAUCAUCCACCUAGACACCACCCCCCUAAGAAUAACUGA
Ziziphus jujuba (common jujube) is the source of this 393-nucleotide messenger RNA. Its product is annotated as protein GOLVEN 7. NCBI's taxonomy places the organism in Eukaryota, Viridiplantae, Streptophyta, Magnoliopsida, Rosales, Rhamnaceae. Bases 1 to 393 code for a protein of 130 amino acids. The transcript is spliced from 3 exons. Gene Ontology annotation, biological process: cell differentiation; regulation of root meristem growth; positive regulation of gene expression. The record is from RefSeq and is a predicted model, not a curated record. Gene Ontology annotation, molecular function: growth factor activity.